AUGGACCGACCUGGAGCCAACGUGUGGGCUGCCACCUUCCACCAGAUGAUGGCCGAGAGGAAGCCACGGGACACCUGGAUGCUGCUGCCCGAGGACAGCCUGGUGGCUGGCCGCCCGGACCACGGCUGCUUCCAGUACCGGCUGAAGGGGCUCGCAGGGCUCCAGUGUGGCCACUGCCCUUGGGGCUGGGGCUCGGCCCACGUGCAGGUCCUGUUCCACCUGUGGUGGGAUGAGGAGAGCCGCAAGGGGCUGGUGAAGAUGCGUGUCUGGGGCCAGCAGUGCAGGCUGUGCCCCCUGGGCACUCCUGGCAACUGCCAGGUGAGCCCCCUGAGCGUGCGCCCCUUCCUCAACAAGCUAGCCCUGCAUGUCCUUCGCAAGUGCUAUGGCGAGAGCCCCGGCCCUGACCAGUGCCCCGGGCUCUACUACAAGGCCCCUGGCGAUGCUCCAAGGCCUUGCGAGGCCUGCAUCCUGGGUGUCUGCUUCCUCCAGAAGGGGCCGGGCCUUGCCCCUGACCCCGAUGCUAUCCGGGGCACCUACAUCAUGUACAGCAGUGUGGGUCUCACCAUCACUGUCUCUGGCGGUGAGGGCAAAGUCCCUCGUAGCACGCAGCUGCUGACCCUUGGCAGCUGGCCCACGGUCAGACGGCCCAGGGGCAGUGAACCCUGCGCCGUGAACAGGGGCUGCUUCACCAUCCCGCUCUCAGUGUCUGACUUCAUCAAGAACCCGCUCACAGAUAGCAGCCACUUCUUCAGCAAGGGUGAAGGCAUCAUCACCAUCCCCUUCUCCCUCGCGGAUGACAGCAAAGACAAGGGUCCCAUUGCCCACAGCAGCAGCUGUGUCCCCACCAAGGAUGGCUCCCUUCCAGCCACCGGCACCGGUGGGCCUGUCACCAUUGGCAAGGGCUCCCUCUGUCUCUCUUCAAAUUCCAUGGCCAUACCGAAAGGCAAGGGCAUCCCGGUGAACAUCAAAGAUCCCAUCUUCCAUGGCAAGGGUCUCCUGAUCAGCAACAUUGAGAGCAAGGGCUUCGAGCUCAAGGGCUUCAUCUUCAAAGGCAAAGGGUCCAUAUCCGACCCUAUCGACAUUGCCAAAGUCCAGGGCCUCGUCUACAACAGCGAGGGCGCCACUGCUGCUGGAAAGACCCCAGUGCCAGUGUCUUAUAUCAUUGGACUCAUGGCCAACGGCGAGGGCUCCAUCACCUUCCCUUUGUCAUUUACCAACAUCAUCAAAGGCAAGGACUCCUUCACCAACAUCACUGAAGGCAAAGGUAAGGAAGGUUGCAGUAAUGGCUCUGCCAUCACAGAUGGUGAUACGCUUCUGGAGACCAGUGCCAGCGGCUCUGCCACCAACGAUGAAGGUGCCAUCACCUUCCCGUUCAUCUUUACUGACGGCAUCAAAGGCAAGGACUCUCAUACUGCCAUUACCAAAGGCAAAGGGAAGGAAGAUGGCAGCAAUGGUCCUGCCAGCACUGGUGAUGACCCUCCAGAGACCAAAGCUGGUGCUCCCAUCACCAACAAGGAGGGUGCCAUUGCCUCCCCUACUGACAGCUUCAAAGGCAAGGACUCUUCUACUGACACCACCAAAGACGAAGGCGAGGAAAAUGGCGGCAAUAGCUCUCUCACCAUGGGUCGUAACCCCCUUUCGGAGUUCAACGCCAGUGGUCUCAUAACCAAUGAGGAGGGUGCCAGCACCUCCUCUGCUGACAGUGUCCAAGACAAGGACUCUCCCCCUGACUCCACUGAAGGCAAAGAGAAGGAAAAUGGAGGCAACGGCCCUGCCAGCCCUGGUCGUGGCUUCCUUCUGAAGACCAACGCUGCAGGCUCCGUCACCUUUAGUGAGGGCUCCAUCACCAUCCCCUUCUCAGUCUUCAAUAUCAUCAAACGCAAGGGGCCCAGCGCUAGUGCCAACGGCCCCCAGAAUGAUGGCUUCCUCCCCCAUGGGUACUCCAAGAAGAAGAAGCGGCUGAGGUUCCGGUUUGGCAAAUCCAGCUGUGGGCCCCGGAGGGACGAAGACUUCGGCUCCUCUAGCCCCUGUCACGGGCCUCGUGCUGAGCCUCACGACGACGUCUGGAUCUGGGUCGCCAUGACCGUCUGCGUCCUCUGGCUGAUGUGUGUGUGCAGGCUGAGCCCCGGCCUCUUCCAGCAGCAAGUGUGA
Messenger RNA from Loxodonta africana (African savanna elephant), 2151 nucleotides. RefSeq names its product receptor transporter protein 5 (putative) (gene RTP5). The coding region runs from base 1 to 2151 and encodes 716 amino acids. The transcript is spliced from 2 exons. Gene Ontology annotation, molecular function: olfactory receptor binding. NCBI's taxonomy places the organism in Eukaryota, Metazoa, Chordata, Mammalia, Proboscidea, Elephantidae. The record is from RefSeq and is a predicted model, not a curated record. Gene Ontology annotation, biological process: detection of chemical stimulus involved in sensory perception of bitter taste; protein insertion into membrane; protein targeting to membrane.